Molecule: messenger RNA, 2666 nt
Organism: Nematolebias whitei (Rio pearlfish)
Lineage: Eukaryota; Metazoa; Chordata; Actinopteri; Cyprinodontiformes; Rivulidae
Product: gamma-aminobutyric acid type B receptor subunit 2-like
Exons: 19
Biological process (GO): G protein-coupled receptor signaling pathway; gamma-aminobutyric acid signaling pathway
Cellular component (GO): G protein-coupled receptor heterodimeric complex; membrane
Molecular function (GO): G protein-coupled GABA receptor activity
Source: RefSeq, a predicted model, not a curated record
ACCGCAGGUUCUGCAGGGGAUCAGAGGUUCUGCAGUCGGACCGCAGGAUGGCUCGGUUUGGACACAUUCAGGGGGUGAUAAUGCUGCUGCUGAUUAGCGCUCUCCCAGUCGUGCUGGUUCUGACCCGGGUUAGGCAUCCUGUGCCUGUUCUGUGGAUGAUGCCGGUCAGUUCUGCGUCGGGGAGGGAGAACCUGAGCGCAGGACUGGUUCCAGCAGUCAGAAUGGCUCUGCAGGACCUGCAGGAACAACCAGAACCGCUGGGGAACUAUGAGAUCCAGCUGCAGCUGCUGGACUCUCAGUGUGACCCUGCUGCGGCCCUCAGAGUCCUGUUUGACACCAUGUGGGCGGGGCCCAGGUACCUGCUGAUGAUCGGAGGGGCGUGUCCACCUGUGGCGGCGCUCAUCGCUCGUGCGCUGCCGGCUCUCAGCCUGGUCCAGGUGUCCUUCGUGGCUCCGCCCCCCAGCCUGUCCAACAAGAAGUGGUCCAAGAACCUGUUUAGCACAGUGCCGUCGGUCCGAACCCUGAACCAGGCGGUGGUGAAGCUGCUGCAGCGGUACAGGUGGAGGAGAGUCGGGGUGAUCAGCGGAGACGGUCCAAGACUGGCUGAGAUGAAGAAGGAUCUGAUCCGACAGCUGCUGAAGGCCGACGUUCAGCUCGCUGCCACAGAAACCUUCUCUGAAGACGCCUGCAGCCGCUUGAAGGAGCUGAAGGAUCGAGAUGUUCGGAUCAUCAUCGGGCAGUUUGAAGAGGAUUCAGCGUCCGAGGUGUUCUGCUGCGCCUACAGGCUGAACCUGUUCGGACCUCGGUACCAGUGGAUCCUGGCAGCUGGAUGGAGGUUGGGGUGGCAGCCGUCCGCUUGUUCAGCUGACAGCCUGCUGAUGGCGGCACACGGGUCCUUCAGGCUGCAGAUCCGACACUUCAGCGCCUCAACCUCUCCUGGCGUCUCGGGCCGGACUCCUCAGAACUACCGGGACUCGUACCGCAGACAGCUGGUCCAUCAGGGGUCAAAGGUCAACCCGCUCCACGCCUUUGCCUAUGACGCCAUCUGGGUCGCCGCCAGAGCUCUGAGUCGGGUGAUGGAGGCGCUGAAGGUCCGGGAGAAGUACGGCGCUGCGAGGAACGUGACAGUGAGCGAGGAAGAGGAGGUGAAGAUGCUGCUGGAGGCCGUGAAGAACGAGCAGUUCCAAGGCGUCACGGGUCCAGUGUCCUUUCAGAACGGGGACAGAAUGACGACGAUGGAGCUGAUCCAGCUUCAAGGGGACAGUGAGGUGUUGGUGGGGGAGUUCAGCUCUACCACCCAGCAGCUCCGACUGAUGAACCACCUGCUAAAGUUCAAAGGUCCAGGCCCGGCUGCAGACCAGACUGUGGUCCUCCUGCAGCGCCGACCCGUCAGCCUCCUGCUCUACUCCGUCGUGUCUUCAGCUGCUGCCGGCACCAUCUUCAUCACUCUGCUCGUCCUCUGCUUCAUCAUCAUCAACCACAGACGCUGGCUGCUGAGGUCCGGUUCUGCCCAGGAUUUGUUGCUCCUGCUGGGUCUCCUGCUCUCCUCCUCCUCGGUGCUCCUCUCUGGACUUGAUGACGCCCGGCUGUCUGAUGAAACAUUCAACGUCCUCUGCUCCGCCCGUCUGUGGACCCUUUCAGUGGGUCACUCUGUGGGCCUCGCAGUUCUGAUCACCAGAACCUGGAGGAUUUAUUCUGUUCUCAUGUGGUUCUGAUCUGGUUCUUUGCAGCCAAUAGGCCGUGCUCUGAUUUGGGUUUUCCUGCUGGAUCUGUCGGUUCUGACCUCUUGGCAAAUCGUGGAUCCCCUCAGAUGGGCGGUUCUUCAUCACAGCACAGAGGAGUACCUGCAGGAUCAGGAUGUCAUCAUCCGGCCGUUCUCUGAGCGCUGCAGCAGCAACUACCUGGAGCUGUGGCUCACCGCCGUCUAUGGACACAAAAUAACACUGCUGGCUUUCGGCUGUUUCCUGGUUUGGACCAUCAGAACCUCAGACCCCGGUCCUCCUGCCGUCAACAGAAAAUUCGUCCCCAUCAGUGUGUUAGGCGUGACGGCGUUCAGCGUGUCGGGCGUGUUUGGGUCGGUGCUGACGUCCCAUGAUCCUCCUCUUCAAUUCUGUCUGAGCAGCAUCCUCAUUCUCAGCUGUGCCCUCUUCAUCCUGAGCAGCCUGUUCGGACCUCAGAUUUUUCAUGUUUUGAGGAGCAGCAGCGAGCUGCAGGAUGAAGCUGCAGGUGAGGAAGAGGAGGAAGAGCUGUGGAGGUCCAACCAGGAGCUGAAGCGUCUGGGAGCUCAGCUGGACGUUCAGGUAGAAUCCUUCACCAUGCAGCUGGCUAUGUUCCAGGAGGAACCUGGAGAAGAACAUGAAGCUGGAGUCAGAUCUCUGACUCAUGAAGCUCAGAUCUGUUCUCCAAACAAAGACUCAGAGAGAAAAAGGCCAGAUGAUGCGAACUCUCCUGAACAUGUUUGGCGCCGUCUGUCUGUCCAGCUGCCUAUCCUUCAUCAUUCCUACCUGCCCAUCAUCGGUGGCAUCAGCACCAGCACUGCCAGUUUGUUCAGCAGCCAGGAAGUGUUUCUUCACCAUCACGACAACUUCCUGUAUGCCUAACAGAACGAAGCUCCGCCCGCAUUACUGUCAGAACUGUGGCAGAGAAAGAAAGAUUUAUUAAUCUGU